AGUGAGUGUGCAACUGGAAAGGGUACACUACUCUGUUCAAGACUGUUCUGUUCCAGUUGAACAAAACAAAGCAGCGGCUUUAUCAACAUUGUUUCAGCAAUGGAAGGAGUAGUUAUACGGCAUUGGGUGGAAACGCCAAUACGUUAUCAGGAGCAUUUUGCUGAUCAAGAUUUGGAUGCGUGCAAACUAAACCACUCUCUGUAUGCCUUGCCAGGCCUAGCCUCAGCCACUCAGACAAAGAAUAUACAUACAGUCAAGAGUACUGCUGAAAAAGAGCAGAACCAUACAGAUGAAGAAAAGCCUAAAUUUCAAGUCUUACUAGAUGUUGUGCAGUUCCGUCCUGAAGAUGUUAUCAUUCAAACCUUUGAAGGCUGGCUCCUGAUCAAAGCUCAGCAUGGACCCAGGAUGGAUGAACAUGGCUUUAUAGCCAGAAGCUUUACUAGACAAUACAAAUUGCCAGACAGAGUUGAAACAAAAGAUCUGAAUGCUCUUUUCUGUCAUGAUGGCAUUUUGGUUAUUGAAACUAAGACCCUGAGCAAGAAAUGAAUUAUAGACUUUUUGUUACUGGUGAGACAAUAUUGUUCCUACUAUAGCUUAAGCAAUUAUGUACUGUGGUGCUCUGCAUGCAGAACUGCAUUUACAAUGAAGAUAAAGACAAGCCUUUGCAUAUUUUACCCAGUUUGAUUGUUUGAUGUGAAAGACAGUAUUUGCUCCCAACAGCUGCUGAUGUACGGACAUUCAUAACAAGGCUAUCUGACAGAACAGCAUGAAGGCUUGAAAAGAUGUACAAGAUGGAUGCAAAAGAAUGUGUAAAGGGAAGGUUUUACUAAAGAACAGCAGAAACAGGAAGCUGCAUUUGGAAUCUGAAGGCACUUGUAUUCAAGAGGCAAAAGAUUUAAGCCUAGAGCAUACUUUUUAUUGAAAUAGGAUUUUCAUGCUGGAAACUGCUGCAUUAUUAGCACUGUGGUCAUGAUCCGAAGAAGUAAUUUGUGUAUAAGUAAACCAACCAGACAGGUGGACCUCUCUUUAAAGUUUGCCCUAUAGCAACUAUAACAACUCCUACUCCUGAAGAGGUAAAUCAAUUUCUAAACCGAACAUUAACUUCUCAGUCCCAGAUAUAUUAAUAUACUGUAUUGAACAAUUGAUCUUCAAAGUGUUUUUUUUCUCCAGCAAAGAUUUGUUAUAUAUGCUCUUCUAAAUACUUCAACAUUCUGCUUUUGGGAGAACAGCAGCUGUGUAAGUAAGUCUGCUCCUUUCAAGUGUAGUUAAAAUAAGUAUGACUGCUGAGCUAUGAAUAGUAAAGGAAUUCAAAGGAGAAAGAGCCAAGCUAAAUACAGGCUCUCGUUAUGGGCACCUGUCAUUUGGAAACAUUAAAAGAUAAAAUAUUGUUGCAAUUUAUCUAGAUGCUUUUUAAUUUCAUUACAUUACCUGGACUAAGACUGUUGAUGCAAAAGAAUGCCAAAUCAGCUCUUGCCAUCAGCUACAUGCACUGUUGGAGGACUUAAUUGGGGGGAUGGGAAGGAGAAAGGAGUGCCUAAACCAGCCCCCAAGACUACAUCCCCAUAUCUAUGAGGUGAUCAGUAUUGUCACUGUUUUGGAAGCAUGCUUGGAAUGAACCACAGUUGCAAACUGAUUGCUGUCUUGAAAUUCUAUUCUGUCUCCACCUCAGCAGCCUUUUAUACUCCCAGCAGGAUGAUGCAUAUAUAAACACCUCUUUCUUUGUGUAUCAUUAGCUGGAUCAGGUUAAUUUUAAGUUUAAGAUCUGCAAAUUGCUCAGAAUUUAUGAAGGCAAACAUGCAUCUGCAACCAUACAAAAUGGGGAAAGCAACUGAGUAACUUAAGAGUAACAACAACAAGAAACAGUAGAGAAUACUAUAGUGCUUCCAAGCAGGGGCUUAAUCUGCAAACAGGUUGUGGAGAGAUCACAAAUGGGCUGUUGGGAGCAAACUUUAAAAAAAAACUUUUUUGAUCUUCUCCAGAAAGGAAAAAUCUGAAUUAAAUCAGGGUAGGCAUUUUUUAUCCCUCUUUGUUUCUCUUUAUGUAUUUCCAUAAGUCAUUACAUUUUGGGGGGGACCAAUAUUAAAUGAUAAUCUCAAAACAUUUUAUGAAAUAUCUGCAACUGGAUUUCCAAGGGUUGAUAUAUUACAGCAGGAAUGUCCAACCAGUAGAUCAUGAUCUACCGGUAGAUCCCCGGCUGAUCAUGGUAGAUCGUGGGAUCCUUAUCGUGUACAAAAAGUUACGGGGGGGGGGAGCUUAAAAAACCCUGUGCAAUCCACGUCAAAAUGCAAGUAGAUAAAUAGGCACCCUCCCUUCAGAUGUGAAGGAAAUAAGCAGCUAUCCUAUCUUUAAAAGACAUCUGAAGGUAGCCCUGUUCAGGGAAGUUUUUAAUAUUUAAUGAUGUACUGUUUUUAACAUUUGAUUGGGAGCCGCCCAGAGUGGCUGGGGAAACUCAGGCAUAUGGGCAGGGUAUAAAUAAUAAAUUAUUAUUAUUACUAUUACCGCUCCGGCGGGAAGGUAAACGGCAUUUUCAUGCCCUGCUCUGGUUCGCCAGAAGUGGCUUGGUCAUGCUGGCCACAUGACCUGGAAGUUGUACGCUGGCUCCCUCGGCCAAUAAAGCAAGAUGAGCGCCGCAACCCCAGAGUCAUCCACGACUGGACCUAAUGGUCAGGGGUCCCUUUACCUUUUUUAAUCCUCUCCCGAAAAAAGCUCAACAACUCUGGGCAAUCCACCCACCCCACGCACACUCCUCCUCCCUCCAAUGACAAUGGGUAGAUCACCCAGUUUUUUAAAAUACUGGGAGUAGAUCAAAGUCUCUUGAGAGUUGGAUGUCCCUGUAUUACAGUAUAAGUGUACAUGUGACACUUUCUAAUCUGAUGAGACACAGUUAUGAGAGGUCUGUAAAAAGCACCACUAUUGCUCAUAAGCAGCACUGUGACAUUUUAUGAGUUCCAUAUCACUGCAUGACAUACAUAGUUUAAGGCACAGUCUGACACAGUGAUAGUCUUUUGAAAGUAUGUGUUUGCUUUCUUCAAGUGCCUGGGCUGAUGGAUGCCAUUGUAUAAAUUGCAAAGCAGAUGUCAUCAAGCCAUAUUAAACUUCCUAAGCAGCUUAUAUUUAUAAGCAAUCACAAAAACUGUUCCUGACAGUAUAUUGUUUCUGCAUGUUAUACUAAGUAAUUAGAAAAUAUUUUCUUUUAAAGUUCUUAAGGCCAGUGAACAAUAAUGCUCCCCAUUCCAAAAGUAUCGUCCUUCAAACCUUAUGAACAGCAAGAUUAGAUAGUCAAAACCACCCAGUGAACAAAAUGUUUACCAGGCACUUCUAUUUUUAGUUCAGCAUGAAGUAAAUCACAUGAGGUUUCCCUUCAAAUUAAAAGACAUACAUUGUGUACUUAACCUUAUUAAACUUUCACAUUUUAUUCACAACUGUUGAGAGCCUUGCCUCCUAUCAUCUGUUACCCCCCAAGGGAAGGCCUUUUUUGGCUUGGAGAAAGUGGGGGCAGAGUGGCAAAGAGAACCUGACACCAAAAUCUCAGACACAUUGGUAGAAUAAAAACCUAAAGGUGGAUAACUUAGAAAAAGAUGUUUUUCGUUUUGUUUCUCCAUCUUCCACUAACUUAAGUAGACAUCUAUUCAUAGAAAUCAAACAAAAUUAUUUGCACACAAGACUUAAGUAUUUCAAUCAAUGAGUUUAGCACUUUGAACUGAAAGAUACUUCACAACAGAUUUUUUAGUAAAUCAAGCCUUUUCACAGUUCUGAUUCUUGGAACUGAAGCUAGUGUUAUCUGCAAAAUUCACAUAUUAAUCUGAUUAGCAUGGAAAAGGAAGUGACUUUAAAUGUAUUUC
Podarcis lilfordi (Lilford's wall lizard) is the source of this 3842-nucleotide messenger RNA. NCBI's taxonomy places the organism in Eukaryota, Metazoa, Chordata, Lepidosauria, Squamata, Lacertidae. The record is from the annotation of a GenBank genome assembly.